Pectinophora gossypiella (pink bollworm) is the source of this 2748-nucleotide messenger RNA. It is a transcript of the gene SdhA, whose product is annotated as succinate dehydrogenase [ubiquinone] flavoprotein subunit, mitochondrial. Gene Ontology annotation, molecular function: electron transfer activity; flavin adenine dinucleotide binding; succinate dehydrogenase (quinone) activity. The transcript is spliced from 13 exons. NCBI's taxonomy places the organism in Eukaryota, Metazoa, Arthropoda, Insecta, Lepidoptera, Gelechiidae. Gene Ontology annotation, biological process: tricarboxylic acid cycle; mitochondrial electron transport, succinate to ubiquinone. The coding region runs from base 111 to 2081 and encodes 656 amino acids. The record is from RefSeq and is a predicted model, not a curated record.
UAAAUGCCAUUUCAUUUGACAGCACAACAGCGAGUGGUGUGAAUUCAUGUGAUUUUCUGGAACAUUUUCAAAAAAUAUUUGUGCUCCAGGUGCGGACAGAGAGUUCCAUCAUGAGUGCAUUAAUGAAGGCCGCGGUUUCCCGAAGCCCUGCUUCUUUGGCUUCAUACCUCUAUAGAAACCUCCAUUUAUCUGUUGGAGGUGCAACACCAGUUAAAGAUGGGUCAUCCAACACUAACAUGACCAAGGCAUAUACAGUCAUUGACCACAAACAUGAUGCCUUGGUCAUUGGUGCUGGCGGAGCUGGACUUCGGGCAGCCUUCGGCCUUGUCCAGGAAGGCUUUAAAACCGCUGUUGUAACGAAACUAUUUCCGACGAGAUCUCACACUGUCGCCGCACAAGGUGGCAUCAAUGCAGCUCUAGGUAAUAUGGAAGAAGAUAGCUGGCUCUGGCACAUGUAUGACACAGUCAAAGGUUCAGACUGGCUUGGAGAUCAGGAUGCGAUCCACUACAUGACCCGCGAGGCGCCUCAUGCAGUAAUCGAGCUGGACAACUACGGGAUGCCGUUCUCUCGCACGCCGGAGGGCCGCAUCUACCAGCGCGCGUUCGGAGGACAGUCCCUCAAGUUCGGCAAGGGGGGGCAGGCGCAUCGCUGCUGCGCUGUUGCUGACAGAACGGGUCACUCGCUGCUCCACACCCUCUACGGACAAUCUCUGCGCUACGACUGUGAAUACUUCAUCGAAUACUUCGCCCUGGACCUGUUGAUGGAAGACGGCGUCUGCAAGGGAUGCAUCGCGCUCAACCUUGAAGAUGGUACACUGCACAGGUUCCAAGCGGCGAACACGAUCCUGGCGACGGGCGGCACGGGUCGCUCGUACUUCAGCUGCACGUCUGCACACACGUGCACGGGCGACGGCACGGCCAUGGCGGCGCGCGCCGGCCUGCAGAACGAGGACAUGGAGUUCGUGCAGUUCCACCCCACUGGUAUCUACGGCGCUGGGUGCCUGAUGACGGAGGGGUGUCGCGGGGAGGGCGGGUUCCUGGUGAACGCGAAGGGCGAGCGCUUCAUGGAGAGAUAUGCGCCCGUCGCCAAGGACUUGGCCAGCCGUGACGUCGUCAGCCGCGCCAUGACCGUCGAGAUUAUGGAGGGUCGCGGGUGCGGGCCUGAAAAGGACCACGUGCACCUGCAGCUGCACCACCUGCCCCCCGAGCAGCUGGGCGCGCGCCUGCCCGGCAUCUCGGAGACCGCCAUGAUCUUCGCCGGCGUCGACGUCACCAAGGAGCCCAUACCAGUGCUGCCCACCGUGCACUACAACAUGGGCGGCACACCCACUAACUUCCGUGGAGAGGUGAUAUCCCACCACAACGGCAAGGACGCGAUAGUGCCGGGCCUGUACGCGGCGGGCGAGGCGUCGUGCGCGUCGGUGCACGGAGCCAACAGGCUGGGAGCCAACUCGCUGCUCGACAUCGUGGUGUUCGGCCGCGCCUGCGCCAUCACCAUCGCCGAGAACAGCAAGCCCGGCGACGCGCAGGCGCCGCUUAAAGACUCGACCGGCGAGGCGAGUGUGGCGAACUUGGACCAAAUACGGUACGCGAACGGCGCUAUCCCCACCGCAGACCUGCGUCUGCGCAUGCAGAAAUGCAUGCAGAAGAACGCUGCCGUCUUCCGGCAGAAGAACACUUUGGAAGAAGGUCAGCGCCAAAUCCACGAGAUCUACGGUCAGCUGAAGGACGUGAAAGUAUCGGAUCACUCGAUGAUUUGGAACUCGGACUUAGUUGAAACAUUGGAGCUCCAGAACCUGAUGAUCAACUCGGUGCAGAUCGUGGAGGGCGCAUUAGCCAGGGAGGAGUCGCGCGGGGCGCAUGCGCGCGAGGACUUCAAGACACGUCGUGAUGAACUUGAUUACUCCAAGCCUUUGGAAGGGCAGACGAAGCUGCCAUUUGAGAAGCACUGGAGGAAGCACACACUAGCGGAGACAGACCCGGCGACCGGCAAAACCAAGCUCACAUACAGACCAGUUAUCGACAACACACUAGACCAGCAGGAGUGCAAGACUGUGCCGCCCGUCAUCAGAACGUAUUAGACUGGACCUAGGUAAUCUCUCAUCAAGGGUGCUGGCUGAGUAACACAGAGUCUGCACGCGACGCGCUGCCGCAGUCGCCCGAGCACCAAGCCACUCAUCGAGCGCCAUUAUUUAUUUCAUUAUUUAUUAUAUAGCCUAGCCCGUUAAGCGUAACAUACACAUCGAGAAUACUCUUACACUAACCACUAACGAGUCUAUUCCUCGCCACAAAUACGUAUGUACAAAUCACAUUGUGCCACGAUAGUUCCCGUUUUAUUAUUUUGUUGUCAAUUUUGUUGUAAUUGUAGUGUACGUGUGAAGCAUUUAUUAUUGAUUUUAAAUGUGUUAUAAUGGCCUCAGCAGCACCGAGCGUACUUAAGCGUAACGAUAAAAUAAGAGGAUUAUACGCUUUGGAAUCCCAAAAAAGCAUAAUUUUACUCUGAAAUGAUGUUAGUACUAUAAUAUAGGUCUACCUCAUAGUUUGUGUAAAAAUGUAAUAUCCUAUUGUAAAAUUUUAAUUAUUUUUCAACAUCGAUAAUUUCAUACGCAUUAUUUAAAUCAUGUUUAUGUAAAUUUUGACUUUGUGUUCAGUAUUAUGCCGAUGAAGUUAAUUUGAAUUAUGGAGGUACAACCCUUUUAUAGAACAUAAAUAAGGAAAUAAUAUUUAAUAAAAUUAUGUAAAGUUAAA